Molecule: messenger RNA, 1674 nt
Organism: Laetiporus sulphureus 93-53
Lineage: Eukaryota; Fungi; Basidiomycota; Agaricomycetes; Polyporales; Laetiporaceae
Exons: 3
Coding region: 1-1674 (557 amino acids)
Source: RefSeq, a predicted model, not a curated record
AUGGAUAUUGCAUUCGACACUACUUGGUGUCCGGUCUGCAGCAGGCAGAUCCUGCCAAAGCGCUACUACGUCCCCAUUCAACCUCAGCCACAGGCUCCCGUUGUCCCGCCCAGCUCUCCUACCUCUGACCCCAAAAGCCACGACGAUGCGCCGGCAGUACGCCUUCCCCGUAACAAGACUGGCACCAUCCGCGCGAGAGCCGGAGGGCUCGUUCACGGCACAGGUCGUGUAAAGCCCAACGGCGCUCUCAAGCGCGACGACACAAUCAAGAACACGAAGAAGACCGCACCCACUGUGUCUUCUACCGAGUCCGAGCCGGCUCUCGUCCGCCCUGCGGGCCCUGUUCGCCACCGCACUGUGAUCGACCAGAACCCCGUUCCCCUCUACUGCUCGGACGAGUGCCGUCUCGCCGACCUCCAAUCAUCCCACGGCGGCAUCGGUAUCGACUACAACCCGGACCGUUGCCUGUCACCCACACUGCCUCCUGUUCCCCAUAAUUCCUUUUCCGAUUUCUCUUCCAGCACCGAGGAGAGCGACGUGGGCAGCGGGGCGUCUUAUGACUCUCGCUCGUCCGUUAGCUCCUCUCCUCCGAUUGGUAUCCCCACUGGUUACGAGGCGUUGCGACGACUCUAUGGUGACGAUCUUCCGCCGCCGCCGCCGCCUGCUCCCCUCAUGCACCGUCAUGCGAAGGACUCCAUCUCCUCGCUCGACGACUACCAGUCGGGCACUAUGAUGGCCGCGCGUCGCAUCAAGGCUGUGCUCGCCAGCAAUCCGCCAAAGCGAGGCGAGAAUGGACGCCUCGAGGACCGCAAGCCCAUCCCUGGCUGGACUGACGGUUCAAGCGCUUGGCGCGCCAGCGUCUACAACCUCACCGCCCCUCAGGAACUCAACACCCCCGUCGACGAGGAGCGUGCGAAGAGCGCAUACAAGGGCUUCGUCGCGAGCUCGCACCGCUCACGCAGCGGCGUCUACUCGACUCUCAGCGAGGCUGCCCCGACAUUCGAGUCCGCCUCCGCCGCUUCUCUCCCUGCGCGUACCAGCAGCACCAACUCGGUGGCGUCGGGCACCCGCUCGCGUUCCGAGGCUGAGGAGAUGCACAACAAGUACCCGCUGUUCGCACGGCGCUGCGAGUCGCGCAUGUCGCUUGCGGGACCAGCACUGUCGACGUCGCCGACCGGUUCGACGCGUUCGUUGCCGGUGGCCACCGGGCGCCGAAAGGAGUUCUCGCUUGUCAAGCCUGGUGCAGAGGGCCGGCUCCUCGUGCCGAACGUGAAGAUGUCGCGAGUGCCGUCGACGCUGUCGACGAUGACGAUGUCGAGCGAGGCGAGCUCGAGCUGGGGCAGUGCGUACUACGGGAAGAGGCGCACGCCUCUGAGCCGCCAGAAUAGCGACAUGAGCAUCGACAGCGUGGACAGCAGGGAGACGGAGCCUGAGGAGCCGCCUCACUGGCCGUCGAUGUCGUUGCCGGCGACGACGAGGAGCGAACCAAGGACACGGACGUGGAGCUACUCAGACGACACGUUGACGUAUCCUAUCAUGCAGAUGCCGUUGAAGAAAGAGAAGCGCAUUGUGCAUAGCGUCGUCGACGGGAAGGACAAGGAAGUCGAGGUCGAGGUCGAGGUCUCGCAACCGCUGAAACGCCUCUUCCUGUUCCCGGGCAAGGAGGUGAACUAG